Molecule: messenger RNA, 1812 nt
Organism: Sarcophilus harrisii (Tasmanian devil)
Lineage: Eukaryota; Metazoa; Chordata; Mammalia; Dasyuromorphia; Dasyuridae
Gene: MEIS3
Product: Meis homeobox 3
Biological process (GO): positive regulation of transcription by RNA polymerase II; brain development; embryonic pattern specification
Molecular function (GO): DNA-binding transcription activator activity, RNA polymerase II-specific; RNA polymerase II cis-regulatory region sequence-specific DNA binding
Source: RefSeq, a predicted model, not a curated record
AUGGCUGCCUCGUAUCCCGCGUGGAAGCGCCGGCCUGGAACUUCCAAGCCGCGCCCCGGGGGCGGGCGGCCCACCGUGCUGCCCCAGGCCUCCUACGGCUCCGCCCCGCCCCCAGGGCCGGCCCGGGCGGCCCGGGGAGGGGGACUGAAGGCAGAAGAUGAGAUCUACGGGUGAGGGAGGCUGAGUCCCCUGGCACCCUGUUUCCUUCUGGCUCUGGUGUUUGAGAAGUGCGAGCUGGCCACGUGCUCCCCGAGGGACGGGGCCGGCCCGGGGCCCGCGGGAAGCCCGGGCUUGGGGGCGGGGGCCGACGUCUGCUCCUCGGACUCCUUCAACGAGGACAUCGCCGCCUUCGCCAAGCAGGUCCGCAUGGAGAGGCCGCUGUUCUUCCCCGAACUGGACAACCUGAUGAUCCAGGCCAUCCAGGUGCUUCGGUUUCACCUGCUGGAGCUCGAGAAGGUACACGACCUGUGUGACAACUUCUGUCAUCGCUACAUCACCUGCCUCAAGGGGAAGAUGCCCAUCGACCUGGUCAUCGAGGACCGAGACCGGGACGGAGAUGAGCCCAUCGUGCCCUGCAAGGCCGACCUGGACGACUUCCCGCCCCGGCCCCGCCUGCCCCACCAGAACCAUUCCUGGGUUCGGGACCACAGUGACAGCGGGUCUGUGCACCUGGGCACGCCGGGUCCAUCCAGCGGAGGCGUGGCCUCCCAGAGCGGGGACAACUCCAGCGAGCAGGGAGAUGGGCUGGAGACCCGAGCAGCCUCCCCCAGCUCUGGGCCGGAAGACGACGAGCCCGACCACGACCAGAGGCAGAGUAAGAAGCGGGGCAUCUUCCCCAAGGUGGCCACCAACAUCAUGAGGGCCUGGCUCUUCCAGCACCUGGCGCACCCCUACCCCUCUGAGGAGCAGAAGAAGCAGCUGGCCCAGGACACAGGUCUCACCAUCCUACAGGUCAACAACUGGUUCAUUAAUGCCAGGAGGCGGAUUGUGCAGCCCAUGAUCGACCAGUCCAACAGGGCAGGCCCGGGCACAGCCUACAGCCCUGAGCACGGCGCAGCCCUGGGGACCUUUGGGCCAGACCAGAGUCCCGGCCCCGGGCCCCCCAUGAGGACCACCGGGUCCAUGGGCAUGAGCGUGAGCCUGGACAGGCAGUGGCACUAUAUGUAGGGGCACUUGCAGCCUCGCCCACUGAUGGGAAGAUAACAGAACGUGAAGGGAGGAAAAGUCAAAGAAGGGAGAUCUGGGACCGCCAAGCUCCUCUCCAUCUCCUGACCCUCUGCAAACCCUUCUUUCUCCAAAGCCAGGACUCCUUCUCCAUGGACAUGGGGGCUCCUGGGAGCUGAGCCCCCACCCCCGGGGCUCCUAGCCAGGGCCCCCCGAUGCGGGCCGGGCCUGACGCCCUCCCAUCUCAACGCCUACCUCCCCGGGCUCCCCGGGCUCCUGGGCUGGGACUCGCUGCACACUGAGCUAUCCAUCCCUCACUGAUGAUGAGAAGAUACCCUCUCCAUCCUGCAGGCCCCUUCCCUGCUUCUCCCCGAGCCCCAGGCCCCCCCCCCCCUUGCCCCACCCCGGGGAGCGGGCCCAACGGCAGGGGCGGGGGAACGUCCAGGCCCCUCCUCGGGCUUGGGCCAGAGAGGUCUGGGGCACAGACAGGGCGGGGUCCGGGGUUCUCCCUGUCUUCCCCGGCUCUGCCCCUACUCUCUUAGCCUGUCUCUUUCUCAAACUUUUUUUAAAAAUGAUAAAAUCUUUAAAAAAAAAAGAAACUCGACCUUCUGCUCCAGCCUCUUUCCCUUGUCAGUCUGUCCCUGUGUU